GAUGAAAACAAAUGGGUCAUAAUGGAUCCUGCAUCAGAAGAAGCAUCAACGAAACUUCCAAAUCCUUUAUAUAACUUCUCACAAGUCACCACCAUUUCUCUCUAGAAAAUAUCAGAAAAACAAAACCAUCUCAAAGUUUCUUGAGAAGAAAAAAAGGGUCAAGAAAGAUGCCUAAAGACAGGAAUAUCGGAAUCGCCAUGGAUUUCUCAGAGAGCAGCAAGAACGCUCUGAAAUGGGCGAUCGAGAACUUAGCAGACAAAGGAGACACGAUUUACAUCAUCCACACUCUACCACUCUCUGGCGAUGAAUCUCGUAACUCCCUCUGGUUCAAAUCCGGUUCUCCUCUCAUACCGUUGGCAGAGUUUAGGGAACCGGAGAUUAUGGAGAAAUACGGUGUCAAAACCGACAUCGCAUGUCUUGAUAUGCUCGACACUGGUUCGAGGCAGAAAGAGGUGCAUGUAGUGACCAAGUUAUACUGGGGAGAUGCAAGAGAGAAGCUUGUUGAUGCUGUUAAAGAUCUUAAACUCGAUUCUAUUGUCAUGGGAAGCAGAGGACUCAGUGCUCUUCAAAGGAUAAUAAUGGGAAGCGUGAGCAGCUUUGUGAUCCAACACGCGCCUUGCCCUGUCACCGUUGUCAAGGAUAACGAAUAAACGAUUCUCACUACAAAAAAAAAAAAAAAAAAAAACUGUCUUUAUCUUAUAAGUCCUACCAAAUAAUCAUCGCAAUUUAUGCUUUUUAGUUUUUAUUAAUAAAAGAAUCUUUAUGUUGGUUUUAUUUGUAAUUUGACUACAACAAAAAAAGAACCCAGAGUGUUUUCAUCUUCUAGUUUUGAGAGUUUCUUGCUUAUUUGUUUCAUUUAAUAUUCCUUGUGUUUUGCUGGAAUCACUCCAUGUGAUUUGCUUGAACAUGUGGUGGGCUCGAUUAAAAAUAGUUUGUAUAUCCAAUAUAUUGCUUAAAAAUAAGUUUGUGGUACAGAUUUCACAUGGGCAGGUUGGAUUCAUUCACAUUGAUCAUUG
This is a messenger RNA of Arabidopsis thaliana (thale cress), 1016 nucleotides long. RefSeq names its product Adenine nucleotide alpha hydrolases-like superfamily protein. NCBI's taxonomy places the organism in Eukaryota, Viridiplantae, Streptophyta, Magnoliopsida, Brassicales, Brassicaceae. The record is from RefSeq and is marked reviewed. The transcript has 4 exons. The coding region runs from base 168 to 650 and encodes 160 amino acids.